AUGGAGAUAUUAUUAAAAUUUUUACCCACCAAUCCAUUGAGACUUGCAGCUUGUAGAAUUUUAUCUUUUCAUGUAGCAAAUUACACUCGUUUAGCGGAAGUUGGGAAAUUGGAGUCACCGAAAACCUCGGGAAAAUAUGACACUGGACAGCUCAUACUACACAAAGUGUUCGGUUACAGAGGAGUGAUUUUAUUUCCAUGGCUAGCCAGAGUUUAUGACAGAGAUGCCACCAGUAAAAAAGAAAACUCUGAAUCUUCAGAUAAUGCUGAUGCCUCCGGGGAUACACUAUCGAACGUAGGCAAAGAAGUAAAAGGCAGAACACAUACAUUUUAUCAAGUUCUCAUUGACACCAGAGAUGCUCCUUAUAUACGUGCACAGACAGAGGCGGUGACGUUUCUGGGCAAUCAGGAGUCCAGUCGCAGUCUGUACGCGAUCCCAGGACUGGAUUACGUGGCCCACGAUGACAUCAUCCCCUAUACUUCAGUGGAACGAGUGCCACUACAGCACGAACUCUUCGACAAGUUUCUAAUGCAUAAUCCAGAUAAAGACCCACCGUUUAUAGCGCAAGAGACUUUACGGGCGUGGCAGAAGAAGAACCACCCGUGGCUUGAGUUGAGCGACGUGCACCGUGAGACGACGGAAGGUGUCAGGGUGACAGUCAUCCCCUUUUACAUGGGCAGCCGCGAAUCACAAAACUCUGCCGUUUACUGGUGGCGGUAUUGCAUCCGUUUGGAGAAUUUGGGUCCGCAAGCAGUUCAAUUGCGCGAGCGACACUGGCGCAUAUUCUCGUUGAGCGGAACCUUGGAGACCGUUCGAGGAAGGGGCGUGGUGGGCCAGGAGCCGGUGCUCGCUAGACAAUCGCCGGCCUUCCAGUACAGUAGCCACGUGAGUCUGCAGGCGCCAAGUGGACAUAUGUGGGGAACGUUCCGCAUGGAACGCGAAGACGGCUACACAUUUGACUGCCGCAUCCCGCCGUUCUCGUUGGAAAGUAAACCGGACGAGGGUGCGCCCGUCGCCCCCGCGCCAGCGUCGUGA
Chilo suppressalis (striped riceborer) is the source of this 1035-nucleotide messenger RNA. NCBI's taxonomy places the organism in Eukaryota, Metazoa, Arthropoda, Insecta, Lepidoptera, Crambidae. The record is from the annotation of a GenBank genome assembly.